Messenger RNA from Capsicum annuum, 626 nucleotides. Its product is annotated as ruvB-like 2. The record is from RefSeq and is a predicted model, not a curated record. Gene Ontology annotation, cellular component: Ino80 complex; Swr1 complex; R2TP complex. The transcript has a single exon. NCBI's taxonomy places the organism in Eukaryota, Viridiplantae, Streptophyta, Magnoliopsida, Solanales, Solanaceae. Gene Ontology annotation, biological process: box C/D snoRNP assembly; chromatin remodeling; regulation of transcription by RNA polymerase II. The annotation marks the transcript as partial. Gene Ontology annotation, molecular function: DNA helicase activity; ATP binding.
GUGAUACUGGUGAGAUUCGUGCUGAAGUGAGAGAACUAAUAGAUACCAAGGUUGCAGAGUGGAGGGAGGAAGGAAAGGCAGAAAUUGUGCCUGGUGUCCUCUUCAUUGACGAAGUACAUAUGCUUGACAUUGAGUGUUUCUCUUUCCUAAACAGAGAUCUGGAGAAUGACAUGGUACCUACAUUGGUUGUUGCGACCAAUAGAGGCAUUACUAUAAUCCGGGGAACAAACUACAGAUCCCCACAUGGAACUCCAAUUGACUUUCUUGAUCGCCUGCUCAUCAUCUCUACACAACCUUACAAAGAGGAAGAAAUUCGAAAAAUCCUGGACAUCAGAAGCCAAGAGGAGGAUGUAGAAAUGUCGGAGGAUGCAAGAGUUCUAUUGACCAAGAUCGGGGUGAAUACCUCUUUGAGAUACGCCAUCCACCUUAUUACUUCUGCAGCAUUGGCUUGCCAAAAACUGAAAGGGAAGGUUGUGGAAGUGGAAGACAUUACUCGAGUCUAUAAUCUGUGUUAUGAUGUGAAGAGAUCCACACAGUACUUGAUGGAGUAUCAGAGCCAGUACAUGUUUAAAGAAAUAUCAGCAGGAGAGGCCAAAGAAGAUGAAACUACUGCAAUGGUGUCCUGA